Messenger RNA from Fimicolochytrium jonesii, 4128 nucleotides. RefSeq lists its product as uncharacterized. Lineage: Eukaryota; Fungi; Chytridiomycota; Chytridiomycetes; Spizellomycetales; Powellomycetaceae. The record is from RefSeq and is a predicted model, not a curated record. The transcript is spliced from 3 exons. The coding region runs from base 336 to 4043 and encodes 1235 amino acids.
CCGUCGCAGCAGCAGCAGUCCCUCGCUCGGCGGACACUGCCUGGGCCCAAAAGUUUUAGACUAACACUCAAUGCAAGCUGUCAGAUCCCAGCCAAGUCGCCUCUCUCUCCCGCAACUCCGCCGGCAUCUCGCAUCUCGGGGAGUCCUCAACUGAAAUCCCGAUCCAGAACAGAACUCAUAAUCCACUGUCCACACAAAUAAGAUCCGUAGAACAUUCGUUCCCUCACCCCAUUGAAGAAGGAGUACCGCCCAAACUCAGCGGCUGCCAUCGAACGUUUCACAAGCAUAUUUCAAGCCGUCUUAAAGCACAAGGGUCUCUGAAGACAGCGGCAAGGAUGAUGAGGGACUGGGCGGCCCCGGGUGGUCGCACCGUCCUGGUCAAGGCCCUUCCUCCGGGCAAGGAUCGGGCGGAUUUUACAGAGUUCUUGCGUGAAAAUCAUAGUUUUGGUUUCGAGCAUGUCAAGUUUGAUACGGAUGAAGGCAUCUCAAUCCUUUACGACACGCACCAGAACGCCAAGUUCGCCCUCGACUCCAUCACCCAGAGCACGGCCAUCGACAUCACCUGGGCCGCGCAAGAUCUCAUCCCAGACCCCUCCCUCCUCAGCUCGCGGGCCCUCCACGCCGUCGAGCCCAACCCAGUUGUCUACAUCGAACCAGCAUUGACGCCGCUCUCGCCCGACGAGGUCAAGAAACUCCUCAUGGCCUACCGCGGCUGCGAGUCGUUCGACAUUAUCAGCAAGGAGGAACUCAACUACGACCGCGAUCGCGGGGUCGGGCGAGCGCCGCACCAGGGCCGCGCGUCGUCGGCUAGGUUCUACUACUAUGCGCUGUUUAGAGACGUGUUUUGUGCAGAGACUGCUAUCGAGGACUUGAACAAGUGUAUAGGGAUACCGGCCACGUAUGCAAGGAACCAUGAGCGUGUCAGGAAUAUCCUUGAGGGGAAGGUCGCCCGGCUGGGGACGGCAGCCACGCCCGCGCCGGCGACGCCCCGCAACAAUUCGGCGAUGCUGACAUGGAUCCACGUCGCGGAGAUCCCAACCGACGUCGAUUUCGCCAAGCUGCGGGCUCACUUCGGACGUCUGGAAGGGUUCCGCUGUCUCUCCUUCCAGCCCAACGGCGUCUUGCUCGGGUUUGCCACCGAGCCUUACGCCAAGCGCGCCGCCGAGAUGCUUUUGAAGAACACCCGCAUGGAUGUCAAUCCGGCGACACCCGACGCUGUGCAGACCGUGCAGCAGGUCACGACGGCCAUGGCGGUGUCGCAGCCCGCCACGACAUUGUGUGUCCAUUUGACACCGUACGCGCCCGUCCACCGCGUGUCGGAGAUGGUGCACGUCUACGCCGGCGUGCAGGAGGUCAAACCCGACGCCGCUCAUGUGUACGUCCGGUUCGCAAGUCUGGAUGAGAGUGUGCGCGCCGUGACGGAUCUAGAGGCCACCACCGACCUUGCGUUGGAAUUCGUGCCCGGGUUUGGUGUGGCGAAGGAUCAUAACCUUGGGGUACUUUCCCCGACCGGAACCACCCCUGCACGUCCGGCGUCAACCCACCCCGGUGGGGGACUGGUUACCGCCGCAGGCCUGCCCACACGCCCACGCACCACGCGCGCCGACUCCACCAUCUCAACCGCUUCGUCCGCCGCCGCAACGCCCUUCCCCCACCAACAUCAACACCCAACAGACCACCAUGGGGCCAUUUCCAUCUCCCCCUUCGACACCACAACAGUGCUCAUGGCCUCGCACCCCACCCCAACUCCCCCAUCACACUACGAUCCCCGCUACCUCUCCGACGCCGCCAUUUUCAUCUCCGCAAAAGACCUCCCCCACGUCAAAUUCUCCCUCCGCCACUCCGUCGGCACCCUCGACGGCUUCACCCGCAUGGCCUUCCAAGAAGAAGGCUUCUACGCCUGGUUCACCACGCGCGACCACGCCGCCAAAGCGGUCGGCCGCCUCGAGGGCGAGAAACACAUCACGCCCACGCUGAUCAAGCGUCCGCAGACCCGCACCCCGCAUGCCCCGCACCCCAUGCGCCCGCUUACGGCAGAACACUACCAGGGCGCCCUGUUUGUGCGGUGUCCGUGGGCGCUGACGCUGGACGGCCUGCAGUGCAUACUGGAGGCGUAUCCCGGGUACAUGACCUGUCGCCACCUACGCGACGCGAUCAUCGUCGACUACGUGAACCACGAGGUUGCGGAGAAGGUUGUGCGGGACCUGCAGGAGACGACCAACAUCCGCGUGGAGUGGUCGACCCGGUCCGCGCAGCCGGGGAACAGAUACAUGGUGGACGACGCGGGGGACGAGGCCGCGCACGAGAGACGGUACAGUGCCCCACGACCGAUGGAGCCUCUCGCUCGCCCGGCGUUCGCGCCCGCGCAGACUUCUCGCACGUUGGUGGUGAGCACUGCCGUCCCCGUCGACAAGGCCGACACCCGGGCCAUCGUCGCCAAACUCCCCGGUUUCUCCCGCGUGCGGUUCCAGGGGAUCAAUUUCCACAUCGCCUUCCAGACCCCGGAACUCGCGGCUCAAGCCCUACCUUUGAUCAAACGCAGCCAACCGGCCUGGAAGGCAUCGGCAGCGAAAACAGACAUCCCGCCCCUCCCCGAGCAACUCGCCGCGGUGCAGGAAGCCAAAAACCCCAAACCGCCCCCAUCGACCGUGCUGGAGAUCGCAAACGCCGGCUGGACCGAGGCGGAGUGUAUCAAGCUUUUGGAGAGUUUCCACGGGUUCGAGAGCGUGGAUUAUGAUUCGGACACGAGUCGCGCGUACUUUAGCGAUGGGCGGACGUGUCAACGGGCUUGUGUGGAUAUUAACAGUACAACCGAUUUGGUGGCGGCUUAUGAGAAGAGGGGGGAGGAUAGGCUGGCGGGGCAGGGGUUGUCGUUUGUGGGCGCGGCGGCGGCGGCUGCGAAGGUGCUGAGAGAGGGUGGUGGGCACGCUGAGGAGGGGCCUGUGAUGGUGCAUAACGCUGAACCCGCUGAUGUUGUCGUGCAUGCGUGGAAACAGCAGCCUGCACCCGACACCACCACCACUCCACCAACAACCGUGACGCCCGCAUGGAAACAACACGCGUUCGACUCUACACCCCCGAAAGCAACCACAGAACCAUGGUGGAAACGCCGCACACCCCCGGUCGCAACACCAACAACGCCAACACCCACCGACGCCGCCCCACACGCGUGGAAAAAAGCCGAAAUCAUCGACACGGCCGAGCACGCGUGGCGAGUGUGGGCCAAUACACCCGCCGUGAGCUCUCACCCUACUUUAAGCGGUGGUGGUGUGGAAAACCUGUGGGCGCGCGAUCUGGCUGGCGGUGUGGUUGACCCCUGGAAGCGUAAUGAAGCUGCCGCUGCGACGGAAGACGCGUGGGGCCCGCCGUCGGCGGAAGGGGGCGCGCGGUGGGGUGCGCCUGUGCUGUCUUCAUUCACGCCCACCGUAAGUAACUCCGCACCGGCGACCAGCGCCGCCGGGUUCGCAGGCAACUGGCCCGAUCGCCCAGCAAACUACAUCUCGACCCCCAACAGCGCGGCGCGGUUCAAAGACCGUCCGCCCGCUCCGGCUGUUGUGGCUGAUUGGCCUGUACAUGUACCCGGCGAGGUCGGGGAGCGUGCUGCCACCCCGGCGGUUGUGCCUGCUUGGCCUGUUGCGAGGACUUUGGGAGAUGGCGCGGUGCCGUCGGUUGUCGUCGAGGUUGAGAAACGUGGGACGUUGACGGAGGUGUUUGCGAGACCAGGAGUCGGUGAGGGUGUACAGGAGGUUGAGUUCGGAUGGGAUAUGGGUCGCAAUGCGCAUGGGAAAGCGGAGAGUGUGGAGGCUCACCAUGCGCCGCAGGAGACCCUCUCAAACAUCAUCAUGAUCCGCAACUGCUCGAUCCAGUCCGCGGACGAGAUGGCGCGGUAUCUGGCCGUGCACGCGAACUUUGAGGACGUGAUCUGCGAGAAUGUGAAUGGCGCGGUGGUUUGGUAUGCCAAGUUUGCGGAUGUCAAGAGCGCUGAGAUUGUUAGGCAUAGUUAUGAGGUAUGUGCUAGGCCUAACCGAGCGAAGGUCCUCUGAGGAAGCUUACGGUCGGGGGGAGUGACACAGCUAUAUGAUCAUUACGCUGACUUCUCCCCCCCAGCUCCGCGAAACCCUCAGCAGA